Xenopus tropicalis (tropical clawed frog) is the source of this 4972-nucleotide messenger RNA. RefSeq names its product phospholipase C gamma 1 (gene plcg1). Gene Ontology annotation, molecular function: phosphatidylinositol-4,5-bisphosphate phospholipase C activity; hydrolase activity; calcium ion binding. The record is from RefSeq and is a predicted model, not a curated record. Lineage: Eukaryota; Metazoa; Chordata; Amphibia; Anura; Pipidae. Bases 224 to 4048 code for a protein of 1274 amino acids. Gene Ontology annotation, biological process: phosphatidylinositol-mediated signaling; lipid catabolic process; lipid metabolic process. Gene Ontology annotation, cellular component: ruffle; plasma membrane; lamellipodium. The transcript has 33 exons.
CCAGGAAAGAGGGGUGGGGGUAGACUGGCUGCAGUUCCUUUCUGCUUUUAAUCCCACUGGAAUCUCUAUGGAUUCAUGUUAAGCAGGAUACUGCAAGGAUCCAUUGGCCACUUGCUGCUUUGCAUUGUCCUCCCAUGGCCGGGGGAGCCCUGACCUGCUCGGAGGAACCCGGCCUCUGAUUCUUCUUCUUCCCUGACUUGCUGGAGGGACCUCAGGGGGCAGCAUGGAAUCCCUGCCGCUUCUCAAUGGGUUCGCUCCAUGUGGGCAAAGUGAAGCCGAGCUCACCCAUCUGUGCCGGAGUUUGGAGGUGGGCACCGUCAUGACCCUCUUCUACUCCAAGAAGUCCCAGAAGCCGGAGAGGAGGACUUUCCAGGUGAAGCUGGAGACCAGGCAGGUGACAUGGAGCAGAGUGGCGGAUAAAGUGGAAGGGGCAGUGGAUAUUCGGGAAAUUAAGGAGAUUCGACCUAGCAAGAACUCCAGAGAUUUCGACCGGUACCAGGAGGACCCAACGGUGCGGUUGGAGCAGGCUCAUUGCUUCGUUAUAUUGUACGGAACAGAGUUCAGACUGAAGACCUUGAGCCUACAAGCCACCUCCGAGGAGGAAGUAAACAUGUGGAUUAAAGGGUUAAACUGGCUGCUUCAGGAUACACUGCAGGCGCCUACUCCUCUGCAGAUUGAGAGGUGGCUCCGGAAGCAGUUCUACACAUUGGACCGCAACAGGGAAGACAAGAUUUCUGUCAAAGACCUAAAGAAUAUGCUGUCCCAGGUUAAUUACAGGGUCCCCAAUAUGAGGUUCCUGCGUGACCGACUAAUGGAACUGGAACAAAGAAGCCGAGAGAUUAACUAUGCCCAGUUUGCCAUACUCUACCGAUCCCUUAUGUAUGAUGCACAGAAAACGAUCCCAAUUCCCUUUACAGAGAGGUUUGGUGAGCGUGAAAGGACCAAAGUAUCCCUAGAGGACUUCCAAAAGUUCUUGCUGGAUUAUCAAAAGGAGAUGUGGGCAACUGAUCUGCACAAAGUGCGGGAGUUCAUGUUCCACUUCCUGCAUGACCCUUUGAGGGAGAUCGAAGAGCCAUAUUUCACUCUGGAAGAGUUUGUAUCUUUCCUGUUCUCUAAGGAGAAUACAGUGUGGGAUUCAGAACUGGACACAGUGUGUCCCCAAAAUAUGGACAACCCUUUGUCUCAUUACUGGAUAUCCUCUUCCCACAACACGUACCUAACAGGGGAUCAGUUCUCCAGUGAAUCUUCAUUGGAAGCCUACGCUCGCUGCCUGCGCAUGGGCUGUCGCUGCAUAGAAUUGGACUGCUGGGAUGGGCCAGAUGGAAUGCCAGUUAUUUACCAUGGGCAUACGCUGACCACCAAAAUAAAGUUCUCCGAAGUCUUAACCACCAUCAAGGAACAUGCUUUUGUCACAUCAGAAUACCCAGUUAUCUUAUCAAUUGAAGACCACUGCAGCAUUGCACAACAAAGAAAUAUGGCUCAGCACUUUAAGAAGGUUUUUGGGGACAUGCUCCUGACCAAGCCCGUGGAUGUCAACGCUGAUGGCCUUCCCUCUCCCAACCAACUGAAACGGAAAAUCCUCAUCAAGCACAAGAAGCUGGCAGAAGGGAGCACUUAUGAAGAGAUACCGGCCUCCACUGUCUACUCGGAAAAUGACAUCAGCAACUCCAUCAAGAAUGGAAUUUUGUACCUGCAAGAUCCCAUCAAUCACGAGUGGUACCCACAUUUCUUUGUCCUCACCAGCAGCAAGAUCUAUUAUUCAGAGGAGACCACCGGCAGCCAGGCUAACGAUGACGAGGAGGAACAGAAGGAGGCCAGUAACAGCUCAGAGCUGCACUCUGCUGAAAAGUGGUUCCACGGGAAGCUGGGUGCAGGAAGGGAUGGACGGCACAUUGCAGAACGGCUGCUGACAGAUUACUGUAUUGAAACUGGGGCUCCAGAUGGCUCCUUUCUGGUGCGGGAGAGUGAGACAUUUGUGGGGGAUUACACACUCUCCUUCUGGAGAAAUGGAAAAGUUCAGCACUGUAGGAUACACUCCAGGCAAGAAGCUGGUAGUCCGAAAUUCUUCCUGACAGAUAAUCUGGUGUUUGAGAGUCUGUAUGCUCUGAUUACUCACUACCAGCAAAUGCCCCUGAGGUGCAACGAGUUUGAGAUGAGACUGACAGAGCCGGUUCCACAGACUAAUGCCCACGAGAGCAAGGAGUGGUAUCAUGCCAGCCUUACCCGGGGGCAAGCAGAACACAUGUUGAUGAGAGUUCCCCGAGACGGAGCCUUCUUGGUGCGCAAGAGGAGUGAACAGAACUCAUAUGCCAUCUCCUUCAGAGCCGAGGGGAAGAUCAAACACUGCCGGGUAAUACAGGAAGGUCAAAGCGUUGUCCUUGGAAGCUCAGAGUUCGACAGCCUGGUGGAUUUAAUAAGUUACUAUGAGAAGCACCCUCUGUAUCGGAAGAUGAAGCUGCGUUACCCCAUUAAUGAAGAAACGCUUGAAAAGAUCGGCACCCCUGAUCCAGAUUAUGGUGCUUUAUACGAGGGAAGGAAUCCUGGUUUCUAUGUGGAGGCCAAUCCAAUGCCUACAUUUAAGUGCUCUGUCAGGGCCUUGUUUGAUUAUAAGGCUCAACGUGAGGAUGAAUUGACUUUCACCAAGAAUACAAUCAUCCAGAACGUAGAGAAGCAAGAGGGAGGAUGGUGGCGAGGCGACUGCGGGGGUAAAAAGCAGAUGUGGUUCCCUGCCAACUACGUGGAAGAGAUAUUUAGUCCAGCUGAGCCUGAGCCUGAGAGACAGCAUCUGGAUGAGAACAGUCCUCUAGGAGAUCUUCUGGGUGGAGUUUUGGAUGUGCCGUCCUGUCACAUUGUUCCUCGACCAGAUGUCUUUAAUGGUCGACCCUUUGUAUUCACCAUUACCGGGCCUCAGUUGAAUCGAUAUCCACUUGACGUUGCUGCGGACACAAUGGAAGACAUGCAAGACUGGAUAAGAAAAAUUCGGGAAGCCGCUCAGACUGCAGAUGCACGGCUCACGGAAGGCAAAAUCAUGGAGCGCAGGAAGAAGAUUGCCCUGGAACUCUCAGAACUUGUCAUCUACUGCCGGCCAGUUCCCUUUGACGAAGAGAAGAUUGGCACUGAGAAGGCCUGUUACCGUGACAUGUCCUCCUUCCCUGAGACCAAAGCAGAAAAGUAUGUCAACAAGUUGAAAGGGAAGAAAUUUCUACAGUACAACCGGCGGCAGCUAUCUCGUAUCUAUCCCAAAGGACAACGUCUUGAUUCAUCAAACUAUGAUCCCCUGCCAAUGUGGAUCUGUGGCAGUCAACUUGUAGCGCUCAACUUCCAGACUCCAGACAAACCCAUGCAAAUGAACCAGGCUCUUUUCCACUCCGGGGGUCGUUGCGGUUAUGUUUUUCAGCCAAGUAGCAUGAGGGAUGAAAUGUUCGAUCCAUUUGACAAAGGCACCCUACGCCAGGAGACAAUAACCAUCAGCAUUGAGAUCCUAGGUGCCCGCCAUCUGCCCAAGAUUGGAAGGGGUAUUGUCUGCCCUUUUGUGGAGGUAGAAGUUUGUGGUACUGAAUAUGACAAUGCAAAGCAGAAGACAGAAUUUGUAGUGGAUAAUGGCUUGAAUCCCAUCUGGCCACAGAAAACCUUCCCCUUUGUCGUUGCUAACCCCGAGUUUGCUUUCCUACGGUUUGUGGUCUAUGAAGAGGACAUGUUUAGUGAUCAGAACUUCUUGGCCCAAGCCUCGUUUGUGGUCCGUGGCUUGAAAACAGGAUAUAGAGCCAUCCCACUCAAAAAUAAUUACACUGAGGAUCUGGAACUGGCAUCACUGCUCAUUAAGAUAGACAUCAAGACCGAGAACGGAGAACUUAAUGGAGCUUCUGCACCCAGGGAACGGAUCAGUGACCCUAUGUCUGGGCGCAUUUGGGAUGGGCCGACAGACACGCGAUAUCAUUCCAACCAUCUGGAUGAUUUCCGUGCCUCGCAAGAACAGUUGGCUGAACAAUUUGAAAGAGAAAGGAGAGUCCUCAGGAAAACGCGUCUAAGUGGGGAUAACCGGCUGUAGAGUACGAACUCAAGUACUUCUGACGGAUUAUUUGGGAAGAUCCAACCUUUGUUCCUCACGUGGCGGGGGACGUACAUGGGUUGGAGCACCAUGGUGACCUCUAUUUGAACACAUUGAAUUUAGAAUGCGUGCUUCCACAGUGACUUUGUGUGGGAACAUUUUGUUCAAAUAUCGCAAUCGUUUCCGGAAAGGGAACUAUUAACCUACAGCACAGACUCUAGAAAUAUAUAUAUAAUGCCUUGUAUAUUGGUAGGGCAACUAGCAAAGGCUGGGUUAUUCUCUACUAUCCAGCUUAAAAUGGACAGCCUCUUGCUUCUCUGUUUAGUAACCGUCUGCUAUCAAACUGUGAAAAGAGAGGAUGCAAAGACAUCUCAGAUUUUGUAAUCCAACCUUCGUCACCCUGACCUGAGAUUUCAACGCUACGUGACUUUAUAGGGACCGGAACAUUGAUCUUGACUUCUUUAUUUCUAUUUGCAACAUCAUUCCACGGAUCGAGCAUCUCGUCUUGCGUUCUUUUUUUAUUUUGUCGUCAUGUACCACAAACAAGCACAAGAACGGAUGAUUUGGGCCAAAUUGUGGCUCUCGUCAGGUGGGAAGUGAAAUGCCAUGGUGGCCUUCAAUUCAGUGUCACAAAAAUCCUUAAUGCACUUCAGUGGACUGUUUAUACGUUUUACUGCUCUGGAAUGAAACAAGUCUGCCAUGACAGUGAGAAGCCUACAGUGUCUGGUGAUUAAUGGCACCAAACUCAUUAAAACGCCAAUAAUUCAGAAACCUGGGAGGAGGAGGAGCCUGUUACAGUGGGCGCCAAGGUGCAGUUCCACUACGUCUUCAAUAUAUUUCCUAUUUAUGUGCAAUAUAUAAAGUCUGUUUUCAUUUUCUCAUUUUUUUUUUUUUUUUUUUUUAAAUAAACUAUAAUCCGACUGA